Molecule: messenger RNA, 768 nt
Organism: Dictyostelium discoideum AX4
Lineage: Eukaryota; Evosea; Eumycetozoa; Dictyosteliales; Dictyosteliaceae
Gene: uch1
Product: peptidase C12 family protein
Exons: 3
Coding region: 1-768 (255 amino acids)
Biological process (GO): ubiquitin-dependent protein catabolic process
Cellular component (GO): cytoplasm
Molecular function (GO): cysteine-type deubiquitinase activity
Source: RefSeq, a predicted model, not a curated record
AUGUCAGUAGAUCAAGAAUUAAUUGAAACUCAAAAGAAUUGGAUCCCAUUAGAAGCAAAUCCAGAAGUAUUAACAACAUUUAUGCAAAGUUUAGGAGUUUCUAAAGAUUGGGAAUUCUGUGAUAUAUAUGGUAUUGAUGAAGGUUUACUUGAAAUGGUACCAUCACCAUGUGUAGCUGUAAUUUUAUUAUUCCCAAUCACCAAUGAAUAUGAAGAUAAAAGAUAUAAAUUAGAGAAAGAGAUUGAAGAGAAAGGUCAAGUUUUAUCAGAUAAAGUUUAUUUUAUGAAACAAUAUAUUGGAAAUGCAUGUGGUACAAUUGGUGUGAUUCAUUCAGUAUUAAACAAUGCAAAUGUUAUUGAAUUUAAUGAAAAUGGUUUCUUUAAACAAUUUUUAGAUAAAACCACAUCACUUUCAACUGAAGAGAGAGCAAUCUCACUUUUGAAAAAUAGUGAAAUCGAAAAAUCUCAUGAAAUCUCUGCACUUCAAGGUCAAAGUAAUGUACCACAAGAAGAUGAACCUGUAGUUUUACAUUUUGUUUCAUUUGUUCAUGUUGAUGGACAUUUAUAUGAAUUAGAUGGUAGAAAACCAUUUGCAAUUAAUCAUGGUGAAUCAAGUGCUGAAACAUUAUUAAAAGAUACAGCUAAUGUUUUACAAAAGAUGAUUGAUGAAGAUCCAAAAGAAAUUAGAUUUAAUUUAAUGGGUUUGGUUAAAAAACCAAAUGAAGAAAGUGAGGAAGAAGAAGAAAAAGAAAAAGAAGAAACAAAAUAA